UGCUAUAUUUCUGACCACAUCGGUUUUUAAUCAAUGGUUUUUCGUUUGAGUCUUUUGCUAUAUUUAUAUGAAAAUUGUGUUUUAUAUUUUCAAGCCUAGUGAGAAUUGUGUAGCUGAUGUGAAUUUGUGACUUCACCAUCAAAAUUUUGUUAGCCAGAACUGAGCAAUGUUUAAUUCUUGCUUGAGCAACCUGGUGUCUCUUGAUUCUUCUUGAAAUAGUGGGUUUUGACAGCUUCAGUGUUGUGAUACUAUCAUCGUUGCCGUCACUCAGUGGUUCUAAUUUUUAUAUAUGGUAGCAGUAGUAUCAACAACAAUUAGCAGAGAUGACUAUGUUGUCGAUUAUGGGUUGUGGUCUCCACCAUCAUAGUGAUUCUGGUAUAUUUUAAAUUUGAUUUACCAUUAGUAGUGUUGACUAAGAUAGGCACAAUCACCUGUCUCUUUGCAUUGCUAUACCGGACCAAUCCUAAUUGUAAAGAUGUGUUCAGAUUUGCAUGGAAAACGCAUACAUAUCUUGUAAUAAUUAGUGGCAGACAACAGUGAUUAUGAUACACUUUAGAAAAAAGUUUAAUUCGAAAAUUGAGCUUAUAAACUUUUAUAUAAGUUCUACCAAUCUCCCCUUUCUCUAUGUAGCCUUAUUACUAAAUUUUGAACAGUAGAUAGAAAACUAUUCCAAUUUUCCUGUUUAAUUAUGUCACAAUUGCAGAUUUCUGUUGAGCUUCCUGUGCUAGAUUUAUCCCAACCAGUGCAUCCCUCUUUUUUGUCUACCCUUUCUAGAGCUUGUCAAGAAUGGGGUUUUUUUUAUGUCACCAACCACGGUAUCUCCCAAAACAUGUUUGACAAAGUUUGUGCAUUUUCCAAGCACAUGUUUAGUAAUCCCUCAGAUACCAAGCUCAAGCUUGGUCCAUUUUCAUGCAUUAAAACCUGCACUCCAUAUUUUAUAGCUUCGCCUUAUUUUGAGAGCCUUAGAGUGUCUGGACCAGACUUCUUUGCCUCUGCCAAGGCUUCUGCAGACGUGCUCUUUGCUCAACAGAGUUCAGAAUUUAGCGAGAUAUUGAAAGAGUAUGGAAUCAAGAUGAUGGAGUUAUCUAAGACAAUUAUAAAGAUUAUAUUAAUGAGUCUGGGAAAUGGUUAUGAAAGAAAGUUUUACGAUGCAGAAUUUAUUAACUGUCAUGGGUAUCUAAGGUUAGUAAAUUAUACACCACCAGAGAUGGUAGAAGAAAAUCAUGUUGAAGGACUUGGAAUGCACACUGAUAUGAGUUGUAUAACAGUAGUCUAUCAGGAUGAGAUUGGUGGACUUCAGAUGAGGUCUAAAGACGGGCAAUGGAUGGACAUAUGUCCAUGUGAGAAUUCUCUAGUUGUUAAUAUUGGAGAUUUGUUGCAGGCUUGGAGCAAUGGAAGAUUAAGGUCAUCUGAACAUCGGGUUGUUUUAAAGCGACAAGUAAAUCGCCUUUCACUGGCCUUCUUCUGGUGCUUUGAAGAUAAAAAGGUGAUCUUAGCACCAGAAGAAGUUGUGGGGGAAGGAUCUCUUAGAAUAUACAAGCCCUUUGUUUGCUUGGAUUAUCUUAAGUUUAGAGAGAGUAAUGAGGAAGGUAAAUUUGAGAGAAUUGCAUAUACAGUCAAAGAUUUUGCAGGAAUAAAAUAGCAAGUGCAGUGUCAGCAGUCGCGCUUGUGACGCUAUUAGUAUUAAUUGAAGUGUUUUGACUUCCAAUGGAACAUUACAAUGAGAACAGGAGAGAAAAGUUAGAUGGGUCGAGAUGUGAUUGAUGUGCAAGAAAGAAUUUGUCCCUUGAAGGAUUCUAAUAAGUACUAUAAAGUGAUGGUACAAAUAUACAGUAGAGUUGAUAUUCAACUUUUGUGUAGUGU
Pistacia vera is the source of this 1863-nucleotide messenger RNA. RefSeq names its product gibberellin 20-oxidase-like protein. Gene Ontology annotation, molecular function: dioxygenase activity. The transcript is spliced from 2 exons. Lineage: Eukaryota; Viridiplantae; Streptophyta; Magnoliopsida; Sapindales; Anacardiaceae. The coding region runs from base 689 to 1642 and encodes 317 amino acids. The record is from RefSeq and is a predicted model, not a curated record.